Messenger RNA from Eurypyga helias (sunbittern), 2093 nucleotides. Its product is annotated as calsequestrin-2. The transcript has 11 exons. Gene Ontology annotation, molecular function: calcium ion binding. Gene Ontology annotation, biological process: regulation of cardiac muscle contraction by regulation of the release of sequestered calcium ion. Bases 175 to 1377 code for a protein of 400 amino acids. Gene Ontology annotation, cellular component: sarcoplasmic reticulum lumen. The record is from RefSeq and is a predicted model, not a curated record. Lineage: Eukaryota; Metazoa; Chordata; Aves; Eurypygiformes; Eurypygidae.
UGUGAGCCCAGGACAGCAAAGUUUGCUGCUCCUCACCAACCUUGCGGCGUUUGGGCUGACCAGAAAGAGAAACUCGGUUUGAACUUCACCUGGAGCCUUUGGUCUCCCCCUCUUCCUAAAUCAAGAAGGAGGGGGACAUUUACCCGCCCUCUGCUGCACCCCAAGGGCUCCCCCAUGAAGGCGACUUGCUGGAUCCUGGCAGGUUUCUACCUGCUUUUCUUCUGCAAGGCGGAAGAGGGACUGAACUUCCCCACUUACGAUGGGAAAGACCGAGUGAUCGACCUGAACGAGAAGAACUACAAGCAGGCCCUGAAGAAGUACGACAUGCUCUGCCUGCUCUUCCACGAGCCCGUGAGCUCCGACAAGGUCUCCCAGAAGCAGUUCCAGAUGACAGAGAUGGUCCUGGAGCUGGCAGCUCAGGUCCUGGAGUCCAGGAGCAUCGGCUUCGGGAUGGUGGACUCCAAGAAGGAUGCCAAACUUGCCAAAAAGCUAGGCUUGGUUGAAGAGGGAAGUCUCUAUGUCUUUAAGGAGGAGCGGUUGAUUGAAUUUGAUGGCGAACUGGCCACGGAUGUCUUGGUGGAAUUCCUCUUGGAUCUGCUAGAAGACCCUGUGGAGAUCAUAAACAGCAAGCUGGAGCUUCAGGCCUUCGACCAAAUCGACGACGAAAUCAAACUCAUCGGCUAUUUCAAAGGAGAAGACUCCGAACAUUACAAGGCAUUUGAAGAAGCUGCCGAACACUUUCAGCCGUACAUCAAGUUCUUUGCCACCUUCGACAAAGGGGUUGCCAAGAAGCUAGGCCUGAAGAUGAACGAGGUGGACUUCUACGAACCGUUCAUGGAUGAGCCUGUUCACAUCCCGGAUAAGCCUUACACAGAAGAGGAGCUGGUUGAAUUUGUGAAGGAGCACAAAAGGGCCACCUUGAGGAAACUGCGUCCCGAGGACAUGUUUGAGACGUGGGAGGAUGACAUGGAGGGAAUCCACAUCGUGGCCUUCGCCGAAGAAGACGACCCAGAUGGCUUUGAGUUCCUGGAAAUCCUGAAGCAGGUUGCCAGGGACAACACCAAUAAUCCCGACCUGAGCAUUGUCUGGAUUGACCCCGAUGACUUUCCUCUGCUGAUCACUUACUGGGAGAAGACCUUCAAGAUUGACCUGUUCAGACCACAGAUCGGGGUGGUGAACGUCACAGACGCUGACAGCGUCUGGAUGGAUAUCAGGGAUGAUGAUGACCUGCCCACGGCUGAGGAGCUGGAGGACUGGAUAGAGGACGUGCUUUCUGGGAAGAUAAACACCGAAGAUGAUGACGAUGAUGAUGAUGACGAUGACGACGACGAUGACAUCGACGAUGAUGAUGACGACGACGACGAUGACGAUGACUAACUGUGACUCUGUGCAGUCUGACUUGUGGGGGCUGAGAGGCCUCCCCCCGCGACAGGUCCCUCCAUCGGAAGACCUGUGUUUGAGCGUCAGCAAGCACCGCUGCUCCUCUUUCUCCCCUGCCCCGCUCCCCCUUCCCGGACCCCCCGGCCUGAUUCUCAGCGGUGCUGAGCCACCGGGAUUGCCCCUGCGGCGGGCGGCGCCUGCAGGCACCCAGCACCGCUGUAAAUCAUGCCUCCUUAGUAAGGACAGUAGGAAUCUGCAGGCAAUCUGCCCCCCGUGCCCCAGGGCAGGAAGAAAGUGCCUGCCUGCUCCCUGCCAGAGGGACACAGGGAGCCAGUUUAUAUUUUCCAUGCUCAUCGGCCCAGCACUUAACAUCCAAAGACCAAAUCUCACCUCAAGACAUAGGGAAGGCCACUGUGAAGUUUAGCCCUUUCGUUAAAUGCAACGCCCUUUGCAGCUGCUCUGCCAAGACCACCCAAUCCUGCAAGUUCUGCUCCAGGAGCCUGUAGCGAUUCAGUAACAUGCUAGGAGCAGUGAAGAGCUUUGGGAGGAAGGUUUUAGGGAUGCAGUUUAAGUUUGCAGUGAUUCCAUAAAACAACAGGAUAUUCUCGUCUGGCAGCACAAUGCAAAUCCAAACACCACGGUCGCUGUCUGAACCUCUUUCUUCGUGAAAGCUCAGGCCAAAGACAGGGUAAGUGCAGGUGGUCUGAUAUGGG